This is a messenger RNA of Medioppia subpectinata, 411 nucleotides long. Lineage: Eukaryota; Metazoa; Arthropoda; Arachnida; Sarcoptiformes; Oppiidae. The record is from the annotation of a GenBank genome assembly.
ACAUAUUUUCUACCGGUUAUCGGUUUAGUGGACGCCGAGAAACUAAAACCCGGAGAUUUGGUCGGCGUUAACAAAGACUCGUAUCUCAUAUUAGAGACAUUGCCGGCUGAAUAUGACUCUCGCGUGAAAGCUAUGGAAGUGGACGAGAGGCCGACCGAGCAGUACAACGAUAUCGGAGGUCUCGACAAACAGAUUCAAGAACUCAUUGAAGCGGUGGUUCUGCCGAUGACUCAUAAGGAGAAGUUUGUGAAUCUGGGAAUACAGCCCCCGAAAGGAGUGCUUCUGUACGGCCCGCCGGGCACUGGGAAGACACUGAUGGCGAGGGCGUGCGCCGCACAGACGAAGUCGACAUUCUUGAAGUUAGCCGGACCUCAAUUGGUGCAGAUGUUUAUCGGCGACGGAGCAAAGCUG